Messenger RNA from Cuscuta campestris, 898 nucleotides. Lineage: Eukaryota; Viridiplantae; Streptophyta; Magnoliopsida; Solanales; Convolvulaceae. The record is from the annotation of a GenBank genome assembly.
GGAAGUUUUGUACAAAGACAUGUUUUGUGAAAUGAAGCGAAGCGAUUUAAUAUCCUUUUCCGAAGGGUCUGUCUCGUCGCUUAUUUUACAGAUUUGGUGUCGAUUCUUGAGUGCCGAGGAAAAGCAUCGAAGCAAGUCAGAUGUCUAUCGAGUUUUCCUUAGCACGAAUCCUUUUGCUGAGUUUGUAAAGAUCAAUUUAUAUGACGAUGCUCAUGAAACCUUUUGUGAAGUCGCUGACAGAGAAUUGGUAGAACAACAGUUUUAUAGCGGCAUUGAUAUGUGUACUGCAGAUUUGUAUUCUUCUUGGUUGCUGAUGAAACAGACAAGGAUGAUGUUUAUAUAGUUUGUUUCAACAUGAAAAAGGAGAAGAUAACCAUCAUUGAUUCAAAUGAAGAUAAAACUAAGGUGUAUGAUACAUGUGUUGAAUAUUUGAAAAAGGGAAUGUGUGAGUUUUUCAAUGAAAAACAACUUGAGCAAAGAGCAAGUAAAAUUUCCAACUUUCAUUUUGAAAUAACAAAGAAGGCAUGUUAUGGGAACAUGGAAGGUAUGGGUGUUGGUGUCAUAGCCAUGAGGCAAUUGGAAACUUUCAAGGGGAAUUUGAAUACGUGGAAGAUGGAUUUGAACAAAAAUGAUGUAAAUGGAUUAAGAAUGCUCUGUGUCCGAUAUUGCUACGAAAUGCUCACCUCUGAUCAUACAAGUGAAACGGAAAGUGGCAGAAUAUGGCAAGUGUAUCAACUAGGAUAUGUGUCACACUUGGACACAUACAGUGACGUGACAGUUUGAUUUUUGGCCUAAUGUCUGAUUUGAUUAAGUUUUAGCAAUCUGAUUUUGGGUUAUUAUGGUGUUGAGAAACAGGAUAUGAUUUGUGUGGAUAUAGGACCAGGUUAACAGGAUUUGG